AUGGGUGAUAUUGGAGUCGAUUCUGAGCGGAGGCCAGACUGGGCCAAUCUCUCUGUCCUUCACCGGAACACCUUGGCGCCGCGUUCUAACUUUUUUCUGUACAACAACGAGCAAGAUGCUCUAUCAAGAGACACGUUGAAAGCGAAAGCCGUUUCACUGUCUGGGCCCUGGAAGUUCCAUCUCUCAAAUUCUCCUCUCGAAGCACCAGCUGGAUUCGAGGCAGCCACCUUUGACAGCUCAAAAUGGUCCGAUAUCGCCGUGCCAGGCAUGUGGCAGCUUCAAGGCUUCGGACGAGGACCGCAGUACACAAAUGUGCAAUACCCAUUCUUCGUAGACCCACCAUAUCCACCAUACACCGACAACGAGACUGGCUCGUAUCUCACCACAUUCCAAGUACCCAAAGCCAUCCAAGAUCACCAACUGAGGCUCCGGUUUGAGGGCGUGGAUUCUGGCUUCCAUGUCUACGUCAACGGCAAGGAAGUCGGAUACAGCCAAGGAGCCCGCAACCCAUCCGAGUUCGACAUUACCGAUUUCGUGAAGCUCGGAGAAGAGAACAGUCUUGCUGUCCGCGUUUACCAAUUUACAGACGGGUCUUACAUCGAAGAUCAAGACCAGUGGUGGCUUUCAGGAAUCUUCAGAGAUGUCUUCCUAUUGGGCUUUCCUAAGGAGGCUCGGAUCGAAGAUCUCUCAGUACAAACGCCGCUCGACAAGGAAUACCGCGAUGCCACUCUCGAGGUGCAGGCGAUUGUCACUGGCAGCGGAGAGCUCACGUUCAAUUUGUCUGACGCAUCAGGCAAAGCCGUCGCUUCGAAGUCAGUGGCCAAAGAGGACAAAGCAACGGGGACAGUUUCGGUAUCCAUACCUGUACAGAAUCCUCGCAAAUGGACCGCGGAAACGCCAUACCUCUACAAUCUGACGGUCUCACUUGCCGGGCAGCACAUUGUUCAACGAGUCGGUUUCAGGCAAGUAGAGCACAAGGACGGGUUGAUCAAGGUCAACGGCAAGAGAGUUGUGUUCAAGGGCGCAAACAGACACGAACAUCAUUAUCUGUCUGGCCGCACUGUGCCUUACGAGUUCAUGAAGCAGGAUCUCCUGCUGAUGAAAACUCACAAUCUCAAUGCCAUAAGAACAUCUCAUCAGCCCAGUGAUGUCAGGCUAUACGAUCUAUGCGAUGAGCUUGGUCUGUGGGUCAUGGAUGAGGCUGACCUGGAGUGCCACGGCUUUGAGACAAUUGCCGACGCAGCUCUCGCCCCAGCAGAGCAAGCUCUACCAUUCUUUGAACGACAGAGUUUAACCAGAGGCGAAGCAGCAAAGUGGACCUCAGACAACCCGGUCUGGCAAGAAGCCUAUCUCGAUCGCGCUCAGCACCUUGUUCAUCGCGAUAAGCUACAUCCUUCUGUCAUUAUCUGGAGUCUGGGCAACGAGGCAUUCUAUGGUCAGAAUCACACAGCAAUGACCGAGUGGAUCCACAACUACGACCCUACCCGACUUGUGCACUACGAGCCAGAUCUGGAAGCCAAGCACGUUGACAUGCACUCUCGCAUGUACCCGGAAAUCUCUGAUAUCAUCAAGUUCGCCGAGGAUAAAAAGACAGACAAGCCGCUAGUGCUGUGUGAGUAUAUCCACGCCAUGGGCACGGGACCUGGCAACAUCAAAGAGUACAUUGAUGCUUUCUACAAGUAUCAUGCGCUUCAAGGUGGCUGGGUCUGGGAGUGGGCGAAUCAUGGCCUGUUGACCAAGACCAAAGAUGGCAAAGAGUUCUACGGAUAUGGCGGUGACUUUGGCGACUUCCCGAACGACUACAACUUUGUCAUGGAUGGCGUUCUCGACUCGGACCAUGAGCCACGCAGUGCUUUGAUUGAGUAUAAGAAGGCUCUGGAGCCAGUUCAGAUUGUUUCAGCUUCUCUCGAUGAGGUCGAGAUCAUCAACCGCCUUGAUUUCACCACCCUGGACCAGUUUCAUGUGACCUGGGCGGAGGUCGAUGAGACUGGCAAGAAGCUGCAGACUGGAAACCUUGAGCUGCCACAGUGUGUACAGCCGUACACGACUUGCAAGCUCGCACUGCCAGCCAAGGCAACGGAUCCCUCGCGCGAGACUUUUAUCAAUCUGAGUUUCGAGCUUAAGGAAUCUACUACCUGGGCUGAGAAGGGCCAUGAGGUAGCAUUGCUGCAAGUGCCACUCUCUGGGCCACGUCCUGUCAGUGUAGGCACAAAAGGCAAUGCGGCGCUGAAAGCAGAGGGGACUGCCACCUCGCUUUCGAUCACAGCUCAACAUGCCAAGUGGAACGUCGACUUGCUUCGUGGUCGAUUGCAAUCGUGGCAAAAGAACGGAGAAGAGCUUAUCGCCCAGCCACUGGAGCCAACAUUUUAUCGCGCGGUCACGGACAACGAUGCCCCUCGUGAUGGAAGAGACUGGAAAGACAGACUGCUCCAUCUUGCACGACUCCACACUCGCGAAGCCAAGUGGCACCAGACUGAAGACGGCAGUGUCGUUGUCGAUCUGGCGCAAAAAUUCGCUCCUCCAGUCCUGUCAUGGAGCAUCGACUUGCAAACUCAAUACACCUUCUCACCUUCGGGAACUGUCAAGUUGAACGUCAAAGGCAAUCCAACAGGCCAAAACCUGCCCAAGACUCUCCCGCGCAUCGGAGUCACCCUCGGCUUACCAGAAGCCUUUGACGACGUCCAAUGGUUCGGCCGUGGCCCAGGCGAAAGCUACAAAGACAUGAAGCUCUCGCAGACGGUCGAUAGAUACUCCUCUAACGUUGCAUGCCUCUGGGCCGCACCAGAUUUCCCACAAGAGUGCUCAAAUCGCACAGACACUCGAUGGGUGAAACUCUCUUCUCCGAAGACCAAUUUGACAGCACAAUUCGUAAAGUCAAAAGAUGGCGACGAGAGACACUUGUUCGACUUCCAGGCAUCGCAUUAUGAUGUCAAAGAUAUCGAUGAGGCACAGCAUCCUAAUGAGUUGGACAGCAAGAAGAAGGACUACGUGAUUUUGAGACUAGAUGCUGACCAUCAUGGUUUGGGUACCGGAUCUUGUGGACCCAGAACAUUGGAGCAGUAUGCGCUGAAGACUGAGCCUUUUGAGUUUACGGUGAUCCUGAGCUGA
Molecule: messenger RNA, 3108 nt
Organism: Cercospora beticola
Lineage: Eukaryota; Fungi; Ascomycota; Dothideomycetes; Mycosphaerellales; Mycosphaerellaceae
Biological process (GO): lactose catabolic process
Cellular component (GO): beta-galactosidase complex
Molecular function (GO): beta-galactosidase activity; carbohydrate binding
Source: RefSeq, a predicted model, not a curated record